This is a messenger RNA of Hypomesus transpacificus, 2058 nucleotides long. It is a transcript of the gene them4, whose product is annotated as thioesterase superfamily member 4. Lineage: Eukaryota; Metazoa; Chordata; Actinopteri; Osmeriformes; Osmeridae. The transcript is spliced from 6 exons. Bases 257 to 1033 code for a protein of 258 amino acids. The record is from RefSeq and is a predicted model, not a curated record.
GUCACCGUCACGUGUAGUGCAGGAAGUAGACUACUGAUGUCCUCUGAAAGUCAUUCUACCGGCGAAGACGGCAAACAAUGCUUAGGAUAUUGUUAAUAAAUUAGUAAGGGCUUGCUGGACACAUUUCUAUAAACAUGGCUUGUCCUGUUGUAUAGUUAACAUUUUAACUAUAGCUCGUUAGCUAGCUAGCGAACUACGCACGUAGCCUAGGCUCUGGGCUUGCAACAACUAGCAUAUUCAGAAAUUCCCUGCCGUCAUGAUGCGAACCGGUGUGCACAUGGUGAGAAGUCUCUGCCGCGGACCUCAGGCCAUCAGCAACAGCAUCACACUGUUUCCAUCUACCGGAAUGGGCCAGCUAGCUGCCCAGUGGACUUCCUGUAUCCGUUGCCGCAGCAUGGCGGUGUUACCCUGGCCAUUCUCUACCCAACCCAGAGACUUCAGCUUGCCCAACUCGUCCUGGGGCUCUGAGAUGAGGCAGCAGUAUGAACACUACAACAGCCAGUGUGAGGAAAUGACAGAGGAAGGGGAGAAAAAGAGAGGGCCAUGGAGAAGACUGCCUAGCUAUAACCGCUCCCUCAAGUUUGCAACUGGUGGAGUGUAUCUGAGUAAAAUAAUCCAGUCCAAGGCUCGCCUCUUCACCAGGAACAUUAGAGAACAGGGAUCAGCGUUUGAGUACGUCAUGUUUGUCAACAAAGAAGAGCAGAAGUGUGUGUGUGUGUUCCAGGCUGGACACUUGCUGGAAGGUCCUCCAGGGCAUGUCCAUGGGGGGGCGAUAGCCACUAUGAUUGACACGGUGACAGGGACCCAUUCCACCUACCUCUCUGGACCAGUCAUGACUGCCAACCUAAACAUCAACUACCGCAGCCCCAUCCCAUUGGGAAGCACAGUAUUACUCCACUGCUCAUUGGAUAAAAAAGAAGGAAGGAAAACGUUUGUGACCUGUCAGGUGACCAGCUCAGACGGCUCUAGACUGCACACAGAGGCCACAGGAUUGUUUCUAUCGAUCAACGUUGGCCACAUUUUGGGAGUGUGAUGCAACCAACUAGCAACCAACCAAUCAAAAUGAGUAAUAAGAUUCCAGAAACACAGUUGUCAAACUGAGGCUGUGUGCGUGUGCGCGCGUGCCAGUCUUCCUACCUCUGAUUUGCUUGAGUUGCAUUCUGGGAAUUUUCAGGCGGAACCUUUCCAUGAUAUUUUCCGGGCGUUUGGGGGAAUUAAUGUGGAAUUAUUUAUUUAUUUAUUUUGUUAAAUAUUGCAGUUUCCAUGUCCAUAUAUAGACAUAAAUAAUCAGUAUUGGUUUGAUUGAACAGGUUUCAAAGUAUAUAAUUGGAUGAUAAUAUAUUAUAUUAACCCUCCACAAAUAGCAGGAUGAAGCUAAAAACCUAAAUUCCUGUAUGACAACAAACACAUACUACUGAUAAAAGCAUAAAAUAGCAAGUUAGAAACUAAAAGGUUAUUUACAAUUUUCACAUGAAUUCCCAUGAGAUGGGGCUGUUUUCAUUAUGCCACUAGCACUUAAAUUAUCUUUUAACUAAAUCAUACAUUACUGUUAUACUAGAACACUUUUACCUUUAUUUGCAAGGUAUUCAUUUAUGUGCACUGAACUAAACGGAAACAAUAGCACUAAAAUUAUAUUUAGCUAUUUUUUUUGUCCUGACAUUUUCUGGGUAUUUUCCACCACUUAACAGUCUUACUGCUGAGUAUUCAUUAAAUCUUUCAAAUACAUUAGAGCUCUCCAUAUUAAAUGAGAAACUUGUCAACUUUUCUGUUUAGAGUGAUGGACUACGUAGGGUGUUCACUCAAUGCCUCACCUACAGUGUUUAGGCUUACUCUAAGGCUUACAUUUCUUUAUUCAAGCCUAAAAUGUUUUUUAAUCUAUUUUUUUACUGAACGCUUUUGCUGCAGUUACAUUUGAACUGAACAAACACAUGUCCAGGCUGCCGGACUGUCUCCACCCUUACAAACCUGAAGACACACCCCUGAAUGGGUUGAUAUUUAAUGAAUGUAUUUAUUGUAUUAAUUUUAAAUGCAUCUAUCUAUUAAACAAUAUAUUUCAUA